AUGGCGACAAUUUGUGUUGGAUAUAUGUUUACAUUUUUCCUCGUGCUGCUUCUAGCCAGGAGUAGUGUCUGUGCGGAAGAAGAGUUUUGUGAAGAACAAGACGGACUUUUUCAGGCCUGUACACAACGAAUGGAAUCUAUUUACUUUGCCAGAAGCGAAAAGCUUGAUGUACUUUGCAGGGAAAUAGCUCAGUAUUUGACUUGUGUCCACGAGACAAAUAUCUCAUGCCCGGAGAUUCCCAUCUUUCAAGAUCGUAUUUAUGCCGAAGCGAUCCAGAAUGCGAGGAGUCAACUGACUCGUUUUUGCACAAGCUACAACAUUACUACCAAAUGUACUGAGAAAUUUGUGCAUCAACUUGUGAGGAAUUGCACUGUCCUACUGAACAAAGUUCAGUUUCACACACCUAGAGAGGAUAUGUGCCA
Messenger RNA from Candidula unifasciata, 422 nucleotides. Lineage: Eukaryota; Metazoa; Mollusca; Gastropoda; Stylommatophora; Geomitridae. The record is from the annotation of a GenBank genome assembly.